GUGCUGCCGAACCACACCUCCUGCUUCGUCUUCUUCUUCCCCCUCGUGCCAACUGCUCUUCACUGUUUUCCACUUCAUCUUAAUCCGGGCCGCGGAUGGAUUUAGAGCUCGAGAAGGGGUCCUUUGUGAGUACUUAAGCGCUUAACGACGAUGUUGCUGAUCUCAUGAGGUUAGUGUCAGGGUUGGAGAGUGGAGAGUUGAAGUUACAUGAGGCGCUGUAGUUGCAGUGAGAUUUUAUCGGUGGGGGGGGACUGACCUUUGACCGCAAGGUCUGUUGCUUUCCCAACGCUUCAUAUGGUGAUUCAUGUUAACCGGUGACGACGAUUUCAAAACGUAGAGCAUUUAACGGAGCGAAAUCUUUGGGUAUCUGUUUGGAGAGCCGCCCCUUGACAGUAGCUCAUUAAAGGCAAUGCUCGCAAAACGACGGUUCUUACCAUGUGAACUCCCGUUUAUCUAUAUUGGGCUUCUCUAUGGUAUCUUGCGUUUUUCUGUAACGUGUUCAUGGAGAUAACGAUCCCUCAUGAAGAUCUCGGGAAAGCAGAAUGAUCCACACAUACCCAUUGCAGCGAUAGCUGAUACAGAGUAUCAGUAGAGCUUUUGGUAUUUCCGUUAUGAUGGCCACCACCCUCGCCUUGAUAACCCUGAACUAUUCUGCCGGUUGUUAACGGGACAUUUCCUCCUGGGCUCCCUCUAGUUGGAUUUACACGAAAAGCUGGAGGACGAGGUCGAAAGGCGACAAUGAGAGAAGAGGAGGCGGGUGCGCGUUACCUGAGUCCGCUGGUGAAACAAGAUUUAGCGAAGCUGUACUUAGAUGGGGAUAGCCGUCGAUUCGCUCUGAAAUCCCUCCAGCAUAUCAUUGAGCAGCUGGAUGCUACUUCGAUGCCCAAAUUUCUUGGCCAGAUUGCCGACUCUCGUGAAUUUGGCGGAUCAAAGUCUUAUGCUAUCUCCCUGUACGAGGAAGUUGCACGGGUACACGGAAGACUUAUUAAGCCAUACCUUCCUAGGGUGAUGUCUUCCCUCAUUCGAGCGUUGGCGGCAAGUGGGAGUUCUCCCCAGCUGCAACAAGCAUGUGCAAAGGUUACAGUAGCCAUGGCGCGUUACACUAUUGACCCCUCAAUGUCCAUUGAAGAUGCUGAGGAGAUUAUCCGAGGAAUUUGUGAUCCUCUAGCUGAAGCUCUUGCAGGAAAGUUGGAGCCUGUGGCAGCGGGGGCUGCUGCCUGCAUCCAUGCCCUCAUUGAAACAGAAUAUUGGAGAUGUGCUUGCAAUGGAACAGUGCAGGAAGUGUACCAGCGCUUAACUGUAGCAUUAAGUGAAAAAUCAACACGUACGGUCUUUCACUUGCACCUCGCUUCUGCAUUAGCGUCGAUGAAUCCCGACACAGUCGGCGUAUAUGGUGCACCCUUGUUAAGGGUAGGCGAGGAAACUCUGAAAAGUGCAGUCGACUCUUGGCAGCAUCGUAAGGCAGCUGCUAAGCUACUGCAGGGGGUACUCACAAUACUUGAUAAGGAGACAUUAGAAAUCGAGCUCGAUUCAGUAAUUCGUGCCUUGGAGAUCUGCCGCCUUGAUAAAAUGCCGCAUGUAAGGGCAGCUGUGAGUGAAGCCUUGUAUGCAGCUAGAAUGUUAGCUCCUGGUGAUUCUACUCAAUCCUGUAGUGUGUUAAGUGGCCAUAUUUGCACGCUAAAAGAGCAAAACCGGAGCUCGUGGACUAAAGGGAUCACGGAGCAGACCCACAAUUUUUGGUCCAAGGAAGACGUUUUGAGCUCUCCGAUACUGAAGUGUGUUAUUAGUCCAACUUCUCAAGAGUCAAAUCAAUUGUCCUUUUCGCCAGCAGCUUCAACGUCAACGAUGGAUUCUAUGCAUAUUAGACAAGUUUCGACCCCUGUGCGGAACUCCAGUGGAAGGUCGAAACGGACACCUCUAGAUCCCACAAGAGGAAUGGGCUUCUCAAGGUCACCUGGGUGCUGCUCUCCAGGCGCGGUUUCUCCUUCGGCUUGUUCUGCUGAUAAGUGCGAGCAAAGCUCACAGAAGUUGGACUCGAAGGAAAAUGUGCUGACGAGGAAUUCGAGUGUGAAUGCGUCUCUGGAAGGUGAAGGAUUUGAGCAUGCUCAAGUUCAGGCCAAGUCAACGCGGGCGUCAUCCCCUUUUACUGAUUCUUACAAUUCUCUAGCCUCGAGCCAACUAGAUGAAUUCGAAGUUGACAUUCAUACACCGGAAAUGAAGGAAAGAACUCCUACCGAGAAGUUUGAGGAUCGAUCUGCUUCACAUGAUGAAAAAGAGAUAGCAAUGACGUCAAAUUGUUUGCCCUCUGGGCAUAUGAUGAGCCCCAUUGUUUCAGCAAUAUUGGAUGAACUCGCUGAGACUGCAUCAAGCAUAUUAGCUGAGGAUGAUGCUGGGCUUGCGUUACUUGAUAGCCAAAUUGAGUCUUGUAUUCUGAAACCAGAGUUGAAGAAUCUCCCUAGAUUGCGGUUGGGAUGCUUUAAUUGUCCUGAAGCGCACUCACGAAGUGGCUACGCUGUCGGUGCUGAUAACUCGAGUAAAAACUUUCCAAGCACAGUAAUGCAGACUCACGAACAAGGUCCCGGUGGUUGUAUCCGAGAUGCUAACGGAUGCAUGGUGAAGCAUGAUGGAGUGAAAGGAAGGAACAUGGUUUUAGCUGCUGCAGGCACUACUCAGGAUUUUUCAGCUUCAUUAGAAGGAAGAGACGAGAAAUUCCUUCAAGGAUGUGGCUUAGGCGAAGAAAGUGUUCCGAAGCAUCACAAUGCAGUAGCACACCUUGGCCUCAGUCCCGAAGAGAAGUCAAAGCCGCUCAUCACCACAAAUGACUUCCUCCCUAGUGCUACACCGAAACAACUCAUGCGUAAAUUACUAUACUUGAAUUCCUCAAAUACUGAUUCUAGAAGGGUCUCCUUGGAUCAAGAGGUAGUGCAAUGUGAGGAUGGAGUUCCAGAUGUGGUUGAUAUGGAUGUUGAAACCUCAAGUGAAGCGGGUUGGAGUGUUCGUGACAAUCCAAUAGCAUCUGAUGAGUCGUUUCAAGCUGGCAUUUCUGAUGAAGACGAGGAUGAAGACAGACAAAAGCAACCUGCCGAGGUUAUUCGGCAACCCCAAAAUUUCCUGUCUAGUGACUGCAAUGGCUCUCGAGACAUUCACAUGCUCUCUCCUGUCUAUCGCGAGGCCCGGUCAACCAACUGUACAGAGGGGGGGUUUCACCAGGAGAAAACUACUGAUUCCACAUUUCAAUGCAUCAGCAAUUUUCCCUCGUCAACAUCCACUGAAGCAGGCUAUUGCAGAAAUUUUUACGAGGAUUGGUUUACAUGCAAUUCAGACUCUCAGAGAAUUAUGUCAAGCGAAACACUUGCAUCUUGUAGUCCAGUUUUCAAGUACUCGAACGUAGACUCUUUUGGGUAUAUUUCAAGCGAACUUGUGGAUGUACAACACGAUGACAAGGUCGAGAGGAUUGGACCUUACAGCAAUUUCUUAGCUGUUGGUGAAGGUACCACAGCGGUGGAGUCUCAUGGCAGAGAGUGUUACAGACUAGAAUCAUCAGGGAGAAACCCACGAAGUAUAUUCGACAGCUUAGACCUUGGGCAAUAUGUGAUCCCGCGGGCGUCGCUGGCCAAAACAUGGAGGAAGUUCUGCUGGUACGGGGAAAUCGUCUUGGGUGGCACUUUAUGUCUAGUGGUCACGCUUCCGUUGGCCAUGGCCCUUGCGAAGACUGUGACUUCACCUUCAAACUACCUCGUUCCCACCUGAAGGGAAUAUCGAAGAAUUUCAUUUGUCGACUCCAAAUCCGUGCGCAUUUAACUCCUGGUUGUGACGACUCAAGUAGGUUAAAUCCUAUAAGUAUGUACGAUAUGAUUGCAAAGACGAAUGAUCCAUUAAGAGGGGCGAACAUAGCAGAAGUCUUUCGCUUUGUUUUCUUUUCAAUUACCAUGCCGCUACGCAAUAACAUAAAUAUGAUAAUCAAAGUAUUCCAGGUAGAGAAGAUACACUUUGAUGUGCACUAUUAUACAAAACGAUUUAUUGUGGAAAAGCUUUACUUCUAUACAAGUUAUUUGAAUUUACUUGAUGCUUUAAUAAAUUACGUUUUUUAGAUUUCA
Messenger RNA from Physcomitrium patens, 4097 nucleotides. NCBI's taxonomy places the organism in Eukaryota, Viridiplantae, Streptophyta, Bryopsida, Funariales, Funariaceae. The record is from RefSeq and is a predicted model, not a curated record.